CAGCAGCCUGCCCAGCGUCAUCAUCAAUUCUCUUGGGUCAAUCCAGAGUUUACAUUCUCGGGUCUGAAACGUCAAGUCGACUUUCCUCUCUGCCCAUCAUGCGUUUCACCCCCCUUGCCCUUGCCGCGGCUGCGGUCCACGGCGUCGUCGCCGCCCCGCCGCGCGAGACUCGGCCAGCACCAGUCCAGCAGCGCGAGUUUGCCUGCGGCGCUCCCGAGCCGGACGCCGAGCACAUCAAGAUCUCGCAGCAGUUCGCUGCCCAGGAGGCCGAGUUCCUCGCCUCGGGCAACCUGACAGCCCAAGCCACCAUCACGGUCGACGUCUACUUCCACGUCGUGGCCACGUCGACCUCCCUGAGCGGCGGCUACAUCCCUGACAGCCAGCUGGACGCGCAGCUACAGGUGCUCAACACGGCGUACGCGCCGUACGGGUUCCAGUUCGUGCACAAGGGGACGACGCGGACGGUCAACGCCAACUGGGCGGACGACACCAAGGGGUACGAGAUGACGAUGAAGCGGUCGCUGCGGCAGGGCAGCUACUCGGCGCUCAACCUCUACUUCCUGUACGAGAUGGGAGACAACCUCGGGUACUGCUACUUCCCCGAGGCGGGCGGGGCCACGGCCGGGUCGACGGCGCGCAUCCGCGACGGCUGCACCAUCCUCUACAGCACCGUCCCCGGCGGCAGCGCCACCAACUACAACCUCGGCCACACCGCCACCCACGAGACCGGCCACUGGUUCGGCCUCUACCACACCUUCCAGGGCGGCUGCUCCGGCAACGGCGACUACGUCGACGACACCCCGGCCCAGGCCAGCCCCAGCAGCGGCUGCCCUGUCGGCCGCGACUCGUGCCCGAACAACCCCGGCCUCGACCCCAUCCACAACUACAUGGACUACUCGAUCGACUCGUGCUACGAGGAGUUCACUGCCGGGCAGCAGGCCCGCAUGCUCAGCUUCUGGAACACCUACCGCGCCGGCAAGUAAGGGGAAGGGGAAGCGGAAAUGGGACUGUUGGCCCCCCCCCCCCCUUCUCCCCUUUUCUCUUGUUUCACGGGUGGGUGUUGCGGAGAAGUUGCGGUUCAGGAGGGGUUUUUGGAUAUGAUUUUGGAUGGCCAAACUACGCAGACUUGAUCCAUCCAAGUAUGUGCAUGCAUUUGCUGUAAUUAUAUAUUUACAUGUGCAUACAUAGAUACGUGCCCGUGGCGGUGACAGGAAAUCGUACGUCUGUCCUCGAGCCGCAGCAUACGAUAAAGCAUGAACAACACUACUGCUACGUUCAGC
Messenger RNA from Thermothelomyces thermophilus ATCC 42464, 1280 nucleotides. Its product is annotated as metalloprotease. NCBI's taxonomy places the organism in Eukaryota, Fungi, Ascomycota, Sordariomycetes, Sordariales, Chaetomiaceae. Gene Ontology annotation, molecular function: metallopeptidase activity. The record is from RefSeq and is a predicted model, not a curated record. The coding region runs from base 99 to 983 and encodes 294 amino acids. The transcript is spliced from 3 exons.